AUGUUCCGGUUACAACCAUUAGGUCUUCCUCCCAGCUGCUGUUGGAAGUACCCAGGUCCAAACAGAGGACCAAAGGGGACCAAGCCUCUGGACCUGGCCUCUGAACACGGGCUCUGGACACGGGCUCUGGACCCAGACUCUGAACCUGGGCAGCCUGCCCUUGCCUGGACGGUGGUCGUUGGACGGUGGUCGUUGGACGGUGGUCGUUGGACGGUGGUCGUUGGACGGUGGUCGUUGGACGGUGGUCGUUGGACGGUGGUCGUUGGACGGUGGUCGUUGGACGGUGGUCGCUGGACGGUGGUCGUUGGACGGUGGUCGUUGGACGGUGGUCGCUGGACGGUGGUCGUUGGACGGUGGUCGCUGGACGGUGGUUGCUGGAACACAGGCGGCUGCAGUGUGUGA
Messenger RNA from Knipowitschia caucasica, 402 nucleotides. NCBI's taxonomy places the organism in Eukaryota, Metazoa, Chordata, Actinopteri, Gobiiformes, Gobiidae. The record is from the annotation of a GenBank genome assembly.